AUGAAGUUCACCAUGAAGACGCUGUUCCGGCGCAGCAAGAAGGAGAAGUCGCCCGAGAAGUCCUUCAACUACGAUCGCGACCCCCGCUACUCGUCCGCGGCUGCCAGCCAGCCCUACGGCGCGCACAAGAACAGUUACAGCCAUGAUGCCGGCUACCACUACCAGAACGGCCUCGGCGCCGGCGUGCCGCACGACGGCAUCUUUGCGCCCUGGCUCCAGCUGCCCACCCCGAUCCUCCAGCGCGUCUUCACCUUUGUGUGCCCGCACACGCAGGACGAGAGCUACGAGACGUGCGAGCAGAGCGCGCUCGAGGAUGCCUGCAUGCUAUGUGAUCUGAGGGACAUCUCCCACGCGGGUAUGGCGUGCAAGCAAUGGAGGAAGGCGGCGGUUCCCAUCAUGUACCACAGCAUACGCAUCGACGCAGUCCAUUACUGUGAGCGCGAGAUCUACCUUUCCGACAAGCGCAAGCGCAAGACUCGGUUCGAUCGGAACGGCGUGCCAGAGGAUACUGCGGGCGCGCGCCUUCAACUGCUGUGCCGGACCCUCCGCGAAGACCCGACCCGACUGGGUAAGAUGGUGCAGUACUUCAAGACGCCGUACAUGCUCAGGGAGUCCAAGACGUCUGACUUGGCCCGGACAAUCGCCGUUCUGCCCAAUCUCAAGUACCUCGAUCUUCCUGACGGUGUAUUUGUCGACGACCCCUCGUAUGCCACGCUCAAACUCGAGGUGCAAGCUCGAUGUCCCGACCUUCGGAAGAUGUCGUAUAACGGUGGCAGCGAGCGAAGCCUGGAGGCGCUGGCCACCGGUACGGUGUGGACCAGGCUGGAGGUGCUGGAGCUGGGCAGAAUUAGCAUGGAUCCUCAGAUCCUACGCCACGUACUAUCGACCAUGCAAAAUCUACGAGCCCUCAAAGUUGCGGAGAGCAGGGUGGUAGACGAUGAUAUCUUCAAACACAACGACAUGCUGCCCGCUGUCCCAGCGCUUGAGGAGCUCAUUCUCAAGGAGACUCCACGGGUCACAUCCGGCGGACUGGUGGCAUAUCUCUCGCGACGCGACGUUCAGACCCGACUCAAGGUUCUUUCGCUACACGACACCGGCGUGCACCCUCAGGCUCUUCAGGACGUCCUCGCGAAUGCUCUUAACUUACAGGCCUUGUCCAUGAUCGACGAAGUGGAUGCGCCUUUCCCAUUGAAUCAUACCUUUCCUCCACUAUCAAACUUCUCCCUUCGGACUCUGCGCUAUGAGAUCACGGCCGCACCCUCAGCGAGCCCCUAUGCAAGCCUGACACAGGGAUACUAUAACUACCUGGCCCAGUCUCUCUUUGCAAGCGGCUUUCCGCAAUUGACGGAUCUGUAUGUUCGGGAUGAAAACUUCCCGGAUCUCUUGCUCGGACUUCCACCGCCUGCGCCCGGCUUCGGAGGCAGCCCCCAACGUCCUAUGAGCUCGGGUUCCAUGCGCAUGUUCUCCAUGGGCAACAGCCCGAGCUUGAGUCCGACUAACUCAGGCGGGCAUUCCCCCAACGGUGGGGCAUUUUCACCGCCUGGUAAUGGGUUCGGCGCCCAGUCAAGAUUCAGCAGCAACAAUCCCUUCGCCCAACCUCAACGCAAUUUGGGCGCCGCGGGCAACGGAUUGGGACCUCAGAUGCUGACUCUCAACCAGCCCUUGGCCGUGUAUACCAAGGGCGAGGAUGAUAACGAUUGGGGCAUCGUGAAGAUGGACCCUUACGACAAUCCAGGCUACGCCGGAGGGCGCGGUGUGGGACAAGGCCCUCGGCAUGGACGGAGCAGCAGUACGGUUUCCAACAACCGCCCCUUGAGCAGCUAUGGCCUCGCGGACGUAGGUGCAGGAUGGCGAGAAGGGGCGCAUGGUGCUCGCAAGAGUAUCAUGAUAGGAAACGGCACCGGUGGUUUUCUAGCUGUACCAGACUCCGCCGGUGACGCUGGUGGUUUCGGAAGGAGGGGAAGUGCGCCAGGCCCGGGCGGAUUCAGUGAUGAGUGGCCUAGGCCUAUGAGCAGUCGCGGUGCGAAGGAAGAUCGGGAUCUGUGGCGGUAA
Neoarthrinium moseri is the source of this 2052-nucleotide messenger RNA. RefSeq lists its product as uncharacterized. The transcript is spliced from 2 exons. Bases 1 to 2052 code for a protein of 683 amino acids. Lineage: Eukaryota; Fungi; Ascomycota; Sordariomycetes; Amphisphaeriales; Apiosporaceae. The record is from RefSeq and is a predicted model, not a curated record.